Molecule: messenger RNA, 1640 nt
Organism: Gryllus bimaculatus (two-spotted cricket)
Lineage: Eukaryota; Metazoa; Arthropoda; Insecta; Orthoptera; Gryllidae
Source: the annotation of a GenBank genome assembly
UUUAGGCCGUCGCAAUUUGUUGCCGCCUACUUUCACGUCACGCGUAACUUUGGCCCACUGGAAGAAAAAGGCAUCAGGAGCUCAGAACCCCUUCCCUUUCGUGGGAAACCUCAAAGAUGUCGCCCUUCAUGAAGAAGAACACGGCAUGGUCGGCUUCUGCAAUCUACGAGCAGCACAAGAAAACGCGUUCAUGCGCAUAUACGCGCUUCGAUGAAACCAGCUGCUCAAGUCCACGACUUUGGACCUCGUGAAAGCCGUGCUGGUCAAGGACUUUCAGUACUUCCCCGACAGGAGUGUUGAAGCUGACGAAGAACUGGACCCGCUUCCAGCUCGAGGGCUUUUCGGCCAAAAGGGAGAGCGGUGGAAGCACUCACGGAACGCUAUCACUCCCAGUUUCACUUCGGGCAAAAUGAAGCGGAUGUAUGAACUCGUAGCUGAAUGCGGAAAGCUUUUGAUAUUCGCCUUAGAAAAAGAGAAAUUGAUCGGAAAUCCAGUUCCAGUGUAUGAAGUGGCAGCUCGCUACACAACAGAUAUCAUUGCGUCGUGCGCUUUUGGGAUUCAAGGCAACACUUUGGCAGAUCCAAAGGCACACUUUCGCCGCAUGCUGCGAAGACUAUUCGAAUUUUCUCCUGUAGAAGCCCUAUGUGUAGCUGUUGCUUUCUUGGCCCCUAAAUUGACCAAGUUAUUUCGAAUAACUGUUAUAAAUAAAGAAGUGCAAAACUUCGUAAGAAGUACAAUUCAAAAUACCAUUAAGGAGAGAGAGAAUCAAAGUAUUCAACGUAACGAUUUACUGGACAGCCUGAUUGAAAUCAUGAAAUCUGGAAAUGUUUCUGAAGAGAAAAUUGGUGCCAAGUUGCCUGAAAAACUAAUUUUUGAUGAAGAAGACGUAUGCGGCCAGUCGUUCGCGUUUUUGACAGCGGGCUUUGAGACUUCAGCCACUACAAUCAGCUACGCACUCUUCGAGAUUGCCAAAAACAAGGACGUACAAGACAAACUACGCAAGGAGCUUCAGGAAGCCGCAAGAGAUGGAAAAUUUUCCUAUGAAACGCUCCAUGAGUUAAAAUACCUCGACAUGGUGUUGCAUGAGACAUUGCGUAAAUAUCCUCCACUUCCGUUCCUCGACAGGAAGUGUAGCAAAGCGUACACUCUGCCUGGUACAGAUGUUACGUUGGAAGCGGGGUCUCGCAUAAUGGUGCCACUCCACGCGUUGCAAAUGGACCCAGAAUAUCAUCCCAAUCCCAAAAAGUUUGAUCCAGAAAGAUUCUCCGAAGAGAACAAGAAGAAUAUUAUCAAUUACACAUAUAUGCCAUUCGGUGAAGGACCGAGAAACUGUGUCGGGAUGCGUUUUGCCUUGAUGCAAGUGAAAUCUGCAGUUGCUCACUUGCUAAUGAAGUAUUCUGUUGAUCUGUGUGACAGAACACCGCAAGAAAUCAAGUUCAGCCCGAAGACCUUCUUGCUGCAACCAACGGAAAAUAUUGAACUUGUGUUUAAUUCUCUCGCGUAAUCAAAUGUGAAGUUGUGAGUGUAUGUAUGAAUGUGGAUGUUGUUAUUUUUAUAAAUAAAAAGAAAGUUAUGAGUAGUAUGUAUCAUAUGUACGAAACUAAAUGGCAGAUCUAACAGUUACGAUUAGAGAAUACACG